CCUGCGCGGCUGCUGCACUGCGGAUUGAAAGACCUAGUACCGACGUACAGAGUACAGAGACAAGGGACGAUGGACUCUCCGGCGCCACAGCAGCCUGCAACCGCGAGCGGCAGCGGGAAGAAGCAGCGCGGCGAGCGAUGGGGCGAGCAGGAGGAUGCGAGAUUUGUAAAUCUCAGGAUUGAGAACCCAGACAUGUCGUGGGAAGAAUUUCAAAGGAAAUUCUUCCCCCAUCGCACCACAGCAGCUCUACUUUGGAGGCAUUCGACCGUCCUGAGAGCAAGGAUUGAACAGAAAAAGGCAUCCAAUAGAGAGGCUGCAGCUGGUGCGGCAUCAUCCUUUCAAGAUCGCGAGACUCUUUCCCCAUUCACUGAGAGCGAAGACGACUCAGCGAGCCACGUCUCGUAUGAAGGCGGCCGUUCACUUCGUCACCGACGCGAUUACACAGAUAAGCCAGGGGACGAACCAAGCUCGAAGAGACGGCGAACCCUCCCUGCUAGGACUCGCCGUAGACCCGUUCGUUUAGGCUACGAAGAUGAUGCCAUGGCUGAAGACGAUGGACUAGCUAAGCUUCUUGACUUAGUCACCGCGGAAGAUUUUACCAAAAUACAUCAGCGGGCGAAGGCCUGUCUCUCAGAGACCAAACGAGCUGAAAAUGCGCUACGCCAGAAUGCGGAACUGGAGCGUCGAUUGAAAGAGACAGAAGCCGAGCUUCGAGAACUUACUGAGCGGGCAAAAAAGGACUCUAAAAAGACCGACCAGGAGUUGGAGGACCGAAAGGAUAUAAAGUAUGAAGGCCUUGAGGUCGAGCUUACGGGAAUGGAUGAGGAGUCCAAAGCCAAGGUCAGGACCUCCUGGGAGAUCAUCAAAUCCAAAGUCCGCGACACGUUUACUCUUCGACAAUGGGAUGAAGCCGGCAUGGGUCCAGCAGUGAAUACAAUCCAGCAAGUUAUUGACAAGCUCAUGGAAACAUCAGCGGCAACAGCUCCGAACGGGCAUCCCGGAGAAGAUGCUGGCACCACCAGCCAAAAAUCCCCCACGACGGGAAAUUGAUAAUCGAAUUCUGCUUCUCUUGUUCAGGUUUUCCUACUUUCUUGUUCUUGGUUUCCGGAGUAUAUUUGGUUUAGAUUCUUUCAGCAAGCAAGUUGGUUGUUGGGAUGAGCGUCCAGGCAUCAGUCUCUUGUCGGAGGCAAUUAGUUGUAUAUAUAUAUAUAUAUAAUUCAGUGAUAUCACACGCACAACCCCCUUAUUUUGAAUUGGAAUCACGGAAUUUCGGAGCUUACCCCCUGGAUGACCGCCUGACCAAAUUUCCGACUAGUGCAGAUAUCCUCUCCCAUCCUUCGAGCAUAAACUCUGCUGGGCGGGAAGGUUAAGCGAGCUGAGGCUCAAGUCGCAUCUCCACGCCCUAUCAACACUUCGAACAACGGCCCAAAACUUGGCCACUCCAGGCUGCCAUGCCGUCCCCUCCAUCCUUCGCUAACCCCC
Molecule: messenger RNA, 1482 nt
Organism: Trichophyton rubrum CBS 118892
Lineage: Eukaryota; Fungi; Ascomycota; Eurotiomycetes; Onygenales; Arthrodermataceae
Exons: 4
Coding region: 70-1050 (326 amino acids)
Source: RefSeq, a predicted model, not a curated record